AUGAUGAAAAGCUCCUUGAGAUCAGUUAUUAGGAUCCUCGUUGCUUCUGUUUCCAUCUUGUAUAUUGUGACAGGGCUUGAAAUAAGCAACACCUUUACAGAGAAAGGUCUCUCCUUGCUGGGCUACCACUUGUGCAAUUUCACGGUUACAAAAUAUGUGGACAAAGUGGUUGCCUACCAAAAGUCAUAUGAGAAGCAAACACCAUGUGGAGGAUGGAUUCCCUGGAGACAGUGCACCAAAACCUCAUACAAAGAGGAGUAUCAUUCCAUCUCAGUCCCAGAGACUGUGAAUCUGACAGAUUGCUGUAUUGGGUAUGAACAAGUUGGCCUUUACUGUGUCUUACCUCUAAACAGAUCCAGUGAAUUUGCCUCAAGGCUUGGUGCCUGUCCAGAUAAGGAUGUGGAAGCAUUGGAUAUUUCAUGCACGUUUGAUUUGGAUUGUCCGGAACAUAAAAAAUGCUGUAAGACAUCUAAAGGAGUUGGUUGUUCCAAUCCUGUGUCUGAAGAGGGGAAUGUGACAAAACACUGGUACAAUGUGUCUGUCCUGGUGAAAAUGGAUUUCUAUGAAUUAAGCAAAGUUGAUCCAAGACUUCUCAGCCAUUCUCGCCUUCUACAUUCAAUGAUUAGUGGGGCAUUAUGGGCCUUUAAUGCAACGAUGUACCAUAUCGAGACUAUACAGGCAGAACCUUAUAUGGAGACAGUGUCUUCUCAGGUCCUGGUGGGGCUCCAAGAGUUUGUUCCAUUGGUGAACAUUUCUUUAUUGGUGAAGGACAUUGUGAUGCGAGUGUCUGAAGUGAUUGACAUAGUUGUGCAAGAUCCUCUCCCUAUCAAAAAUCAUAUGAUCUUCAGCAUAACCAGCAGCAGUUUUGAAAUGUCUUGGAAUGUAAAUUCAGUACGGAACCAUUCUUUCCAAGUUGAAGUAUACAAAAACAAGAAACUAAUUCAAAGAACUGAAACCACUGAUAUGAAAUUAGAGGUGUCAAACUUAGAAACUGGUGUGAUGUACACAGCAAAAGUCAGCUAUGAAGCCUGCAACAUGCAAAUUUUUUCUUACAGAAAUGUGAGGACAGAUGCCUUGAUAUUUGGCAUAACACUAAGGAUCUUGAACUAUAACUUCACGAACCAGCUCCUCAACACUAGCAGUGUAGAAUAUGAAGCAUUUUCUAGUAUUUUGAUGACUGAGAUUAGAAAUUCAUUCCCUUCUGAUAUAUCAGCAUUAUACAAAAAGGGGAUUCUGAAAAUGCACAUUUACUCUCUUGAAACUGGUAGUAUCAUUGUGAGGCAUAAAAUCUUAAUAGGAGACCUGCAAUUUCCUAAAGACUUAUCUGCAUUUGAUCCAAUGAUGUCAUCAUUGUCCCAAAGUCAUGUGUUCCUCCUUGACCGCAAGAACUCUGUAGUGGAAGACUGGAAUGAAUGUGCAUUUAGAGCAGAGAAUGAUUGCAGUAUGUUUGCAGAAUGCAUCAAUACAAUAGGCUCAUAUAUAUGCAGAUGCAAGACGACAACAGACGCCAAUCCACUCCGACCCGGGAGAAACUGUGAGGUGUCUCUCCAAGCUGGAAAAAUAGUUUUUUCCAAUGUAACCAGCACCAGCUUUCAUGUUGCCUGGACCACAAUUUUUCCACUGAAUUCUACUUUCCAGUUUUCAGUCUUUGAGGGAAAGAAGCUUCUACAGGAGGUUAAAAGCCAGAGCAGCAACGUGACUUUUUCCAGAUUAAAUCCUGGGAUUUUGUACACUGUUAAGCUUCAAGUGGAGGUUUGUGGAAAGAAAAGUAAACCAAUACAGCGCAAAGUAAAGACAGCUAUCCAGAAAUUUAAUGGGACAGUAAAGAUAUCAGUACGCACAUCUUUGCCUCAUAACACUCUUCAGAAAAUGGAUGCUGGUAUGAUUAAAAUGUUGAUAAUGAAUAUUUCCAAUGGAAGUAUUGUGAUAAACUUCAGUCUCCUGAUUCCAACAGAAAUGGACGCAAACAAUAUUACCUGCUCUUUUUUUGAUGCUUUACAAAACAAUCUUCAUUUGAGCGUUGAUAACAAUAGUCUCUCUAUACAUGAUUAUGAUGAGUGUGCAAGAGAAGAAACUGAUUGUUCUCCUGAUGCAUCUUGCUAUAAUACUUAUGGCUCAUAUGAAUGCAACUGCAAAGAAGGAUUUAUCAAUAAUGAAGUCCAUGUGUUUUGUGAGCUUGAAAAAUUUUUCAUCACCAUCCAGAAGGCCUUCUUGCAGAAACAAUCAAUUCCAGAGUCGUCUUUGUAUCUAGGAAGACCUCACUGCAAUGUAAGCCAAAGUAAUUCCAGUCAUGCUGUGCUUCAGGCUGGAUGGAACGAAUGUGGAACUGAAGUCCAAAGUAAUACAACACAUAUCAUAGUAAAAACAAUUCUCCAAAAUGAUAUGUCUUCUCUGGGUGCUAUCCACCAUUUAAAGGUUGCCAGUCCAAUUCAUUGUGUGUUUCCAAAUGAUCUCUUGACUUCAACUGGAUACACUUCAGAAGGGGUUUAUACUAUAUUUGAGGAUUUGCACGGAUCAGGACAUUUCUUAACAGAAAUGCAGUUGUUCAUUGGAAAUUCUCCAAUUCCCAGAAAUUUCAGUAUAUCUGCUAGUGAGGAUAUAAUGAUUGAGGUGGGAAUUCAGACAGAAGACACUAAGCUCAAGGUGGUGGUUGGUGAAUGUUGGGCAACUCCAACUAAUAACUCAAUGGAUCAGCUAUCAUUUCCUUUUAUACAUGCAAGCUGUCCAGUUCCAAAUGCUCACACCACCAUGAUUUCAAAUGGGAUAUCGAACAAAGCUCAGUUUAAGCUGAAAAUCUUUUCUUUUGUCAAUGACUCAGUAGUUUACUUACAUUGCAAAAUCCAUGUUUGUGUGGAAACACCUGGGACUACUUGCAAAGCGAGCUGCAGUGGUUUCCGUUCUCAAAGGAGUGGGGAAACUAUUGCAAUGCCCAGGACAUCAUGGGGACCUCUACGCAGAUCCGAAGAAAAAGUGCCUGGUUUAGGAACAGGGUAUAUAAUACUAAUUGUGCUUGGUAUAUUUGUUCUUGCACUGGGAACCAUAGGAUUUUUGGUUGGCCAACACCAACGGAAGGCUGGCACUUACAACUUCAAAAUCAAGUCUGACAAUUUUAACUACCAAGUGUUCUAUGACUGA
This is a messenger RNA of Anolis sagrei ordinatus, 3135 nucleotides long. The record is from RefSeq and is a predicted model, not a curated record. NCBI's taxonomy places the organism in Eukaryota, Metazoa, Chordata, Lepidosauria, Squamata, Anolidae.